Camelus dromedarius (Arabian camel) is the source of this 6127-nucleotide messenger RNA. It is a transcript of the gene IL17RD, whose product is annotated as interleukin 17 receptor D. Gene Ontology annotation, molecular function: interleukin-17 receptor activity. Lineage: Eukaryota; Metazoa; Chordata; Mammalia; Artiodactyla; Camelidae. The record is from RefSeq and is a predicted model, not a curated record. The coding region runs from base 51 to 2264 and encodes 737 amino acids. The transcript has 13 exons.
UGCAGGCUGCCCCGGCGCAGACUAGGGCCGGGCUGGGCGAGCGCACGGCCAUGGCCCCGUGGCUGCAGCUGUGCUCUGUCUUCUUUACGGUCAACGCCUGCCUCAACGGCUCACAGCUGGCGGUGGCUGCGGGCGGCUCCAGCAGGGCAAGGGGCGCCGACACCUGCGGCUGGAGGGGAGUGGGGCCGGCCAGCAGAAACAGCGGGCUGCACAACAUCACCUUCAGAUAUGACAACUGCACCACUUACUUGAAUCCAGUGGGGAAGCACGUGGUCGCCGAUGCCCAGAACAUCACCAUCAGUCAGUAUGCUUGCCAUGACCAAGUGGCAGUCACCAUUCUUUGGUCCCCAGGGGCCCUUGGCAUCGAAUUCCUAAAAGGAUUUCGGGUAAUACUGGAGGAGCUGAAGUCGGAGGGAAGACAGUGCCAACAACUGAUUCUAAAGGACCCGAAGCAGCUCAACAGUAGCUUCAAAAGAGCUGGAAUGGAAUCUCAGCCUUUCCUGAAUAUGAAAUUCGAAACAGAUUACUUUGUAAAGAUUGUCCCUUUUCCUUCCAUUAAAAAUGAAAGCAAUUAUCACCCUUUCUUCUUCAGAACCCGCACCUGUGACCUGCUGUUGCAGCCGGACAACCUGGCCUGUAAACCCUUCUGGAAGCCUCGAAACCUCAACAUCACCCAGCACGGUUCGGACAUGCAGGUGUCCUUCGACCACGCGCCCCACACCUUCGGCUUCCGUUUCUUCUAUCUUCAUUAUAAGCUCAAGCAUGAAGGAACCUUUAAGCGAAAAACCUGUAAACAGGAGCAAAAUACAGAGACAACAAGCUGCCUCCUUCAAAAUGUAUCUCCGGGGGAUUAUAUAAUUGAGCUGGUGGAUGACACUAAUACAACAAGAAAAGUGAUGCAUUAUGCCUUAAAACCAGCACACUCCCCGUGGGCCGGGCCCAUCAGAGCUGUUGCCAUCACUGUGCCCCUGGUCGUCAUAUCAGCAUUUGCAACGCUCUUCACCGUCAUGUGCCGCAAGAAGCAACAAGAAAAUAUAUAUUCACAUUUAGAUGAAGAGAGUUCUGAGUCCUCCAUGUACACCACAGCGCUCCCCAGGGAGAGGCUCCGGCCACGGCCCAAGGUCUUUCUCUGCUAUUCCAGUAAAGAUGGCCAGAAUCACAUGAACGUUGUCCAGUGUUUUGCCUACUUCCUCCAGGACUUCUGUGGCUGUGAGGUGGCUUUGGACCUGUGGGAAGACUUCAGCCUCUGCAGAGGAGGGCAGAGAGAAUGGGUCAUCCAGAAGAUCCACGAGUCCCAGUUCAUCAUCGUGGUGUGUUCCAAAGGCAUGAAAUACUUCGUAGACAAGAAGAACUACAAGUACAAAGGAGGUGGCCGAGACUCGGGGAAAGGGGAGCUCUUCCUGGUGGCAGUGUCUGUCAUUGCCGAGAAGCUCCGCCAGGCCAAGCAGAGCUCAUCCGCGGCACUCAGCAAGUUCAUCGCCGUCUAUUUUGAUUAUUCCUACGAGGGAGACGUUCCUGGCGUCCUAGACCUGAGCACCAAGUACAAACUCAUGGACAACCUUCCCCAGCUCUGCUCCCACCUGCACUCCCAGGACCGCAGCCUCCAGGAGGCGGGGCCCCACCCGGGCCGCGUCAGCAGGAGGAACUACUUCCGGAGCAAAUCAGGCCGCUCGCUGUACGUCGCCAUUUGCAAUAUGCACCAGUUUAUCGACGAGGAGCCUGACUGGUUUGAGAAGCAGUUUGUUCCCUUCCAUCCUCCUCCGCUCCGCUACCGGGAGCCAGUCCUGGAGAAGUUUGACUCAGGCCUGGUUUUAAACGACGUCCUGUGCAAGCCCGGACCCGAGAGCGACUUCUGCCUCAAGGCCGAGGCUGCCGUCCCCGGGGCGCCAGCCGACCCGCGCUCGGAGGGCCCGCAGUUGGGCUCUGACGAAGACGCCGAGGCCGGGCCUGUAGCGGGCGCCACCUCUGUCCUGCGGCCCCUGCUGCACACAGUGAAAGCUGCCGGCCCCUCAGACAUGCCGAGGGACUCGGGCAUCUACGACUCGUCCGUGCCCUCGUCAGAGCUGUCCCUGCCUCUCAUGGAGGGGCUGUCCACGGACCAAACGGAGACGUCUUCGCUGACGGAGAGCGUAUCGUCCUCCUCGGGCCUGGGUGAGGAGGACCCUCCUGCCCUUCCUUCCAAGCUCCUUGCCUCUGGGGCAUGCAAAGCAGAACCUGGUUGCUGCAGCUACACUGGUGAACUCCACGCUGUUGCCCCUUUGUAACAAAAUGGAAGAGUCUAAGCAUUGCCACUUUAGCUGCCGCCUCUCGCUGGUUCCCCAGCUCAUCUCUCUGGGUAUGUGGCCCACUUGGAGCUGAGAUCUCUAAGAAUAUUCAGAGUGAAAUCUGGCCAGUACUUGCUCUCCUUUCCUCUACUCUAUCAGAUAUAUUGGCAGAGUCUCCAGUUUUCUGAAACCAUAUGGAGCUCUGAAAGGCAUGUCCAUAAUGUCUGACAGCAACUUGCCAUGUUAGGUCAGACUUUGGAUUAGAGCCAAUUCUGGGAGGUGGGGAGGAAACAUGUAAAGAGAAACAGGAAAAUACCCGCACUGAUCAUUCAGACUUAAUUUAUCUGCACAAACUUUGCCUAUUCACUGUUGGCUACUUUGAUUUGAAAUGCUUUGUGGAAAAAGCACUUUUGAUGCCACUACAGCCUCAGAAAUCAAGUGCCAGUCUCUAUGGAACCCAUAGUGUUACAGGUGAUGUUCCUUUCCAUUUUUGGUGUGGAAUUUAUGAUACCAUUUAUGAUGCCAUGGGUGUUAAAAAAAAAAAAGCUGAGUUAAAGGUCAAGAAGGUGACUGAAUAUACAAUCACCUUUCAUAAAAUGAGUCUUUAUAUAUUAAUGGGUGGCAUGGCUGGCUGAGGUGGGGGUAUGCAGGACCAGGCUGACCAUCUAGCCCAUUUUUUCUUAGAUGGGUUGGUCAGUGUGCUGGAGCUCAGCACCCAGGGCCACCUCUUGGUCUGAAUAGGCAUCAUGCAGGGGCCAGAUCUGCCUGCCAGGUUUCCCUGGGUUCUAUUUACUGUGCUGUAUCUCAGAUGUUGGUGCCUAGAAGUUUAUUUUUAAGAGGCUAAUACCCAGCUGGGCUAUAUUACUGGAAGUUGUGAUUUGUGCUUUGGUUGGCCUCUCGUCUAAAGCUGUGUCCAUAAUAUUAGGGAUAAGAAUCCACUGAAAAACGGCAGUAUGUGGAGGUGGUAGCCAUUUAAUCUGCUGACUGGUUUUGACUAAUGACAAACCUCUUUUUAAGAAGGUGAAAAGGAGGGGAUUGUUACAAAGAUGAAUGUGCUCUUUGAGUAUCGUCUAAAGAAGCACGGGACCUGAAGUCAUUAAAUUCUUGAAUCUUAAAGUACUCCCCCGACAACCCAGCCUGUGAAUCAGGUUUCACUUUGUUUUUAUUGUACUUACCCAAUUAAAGAUUUGUCUCUUGUGUUCAUUUCUACCAAAAAUAGGUAUUUAGAGCUUAAAAGGAAAGAAUUUGCUAUAAAAAGGAAAAGUAAAUGUUCUGUUUUUUUGAAUGACUCUUCUUCAGAAUUUGUUUCCAGUGGAAAAAAAAUUGUUCUCUUCUCCUCCCCAUGACCUUGAGGGGGAGUGAGUGUUUUUUUUUUUUUUGCCAACUUUCAAAUGAAUACAAUUGGAUUUUGGCAUCUUAUUUUCUCAGCACCCAUACCAGAGACCAUGGUUUUCAUUCCUUCAGCAAGUAGGACCAAUAUUAAGGGGGAACACUGAGAAACAUCCUAGGGUGGGAAGUGGGGUGGGGCAGGACUUUUCCUUCCAAGCUCAUUCUCGGUAAGUGGGGAAGGGAAGGUUUGCAUCCCUACUGGAAAGGAGGUUUGUGUGUACCUUUGAUGCACAUGCCACACUCCCUGCUCUGUAAAGGCAGCUGGCAGCUUCUUGGGAGAAGAACGUGCUAGUCUGUUCUCUGGCAUCGAGUUUCCUGCAGCUGCUCUGAGGGAGAGACAAGUGGGCUGCAGAACUGUCUCCCCCAUAAAGCCAGGCAUCUUGUUGGAGAAGUGAUGUUUCAUGUUGUCACUGUGGAAUCUGAGAUGAGUGCAGAGCUCCUGCCCAUAUGUGACUGUCCUCUCAUUCCAUCGUCGGUGUGCGUUCUGGGAAGGAGAUUGGUCAGUUUUAUUAAUGUCUGAAAAUUCACUUUGAAACAUUUUCAAAGUGAUUUCUUACUGAAGCCAAGAAAUGGAGCAUGCCCUGAAGGAACUAUUAGGAGCUGCUUUCAGAUAGAUACUCAGUUUUGCGUGUGAAAGGAGGCAUCUCGGAGAAAGUGGCCCCAGGGACAGCAUGGAGGACUGGGGAGGAAGCGUCACCUGGGCUCCGUGAGUGGAGGAUGGAGAGCUUGCUAAAUAAAUUCAUUUAUUAUGAAAAUGGAUGGGAAAAGUUGUGCUAGUCCAAAAAUCAGGUGAUGCUUUGGGUAUUUAUUUUGAAAUACUAAUGAUGAUGAUAUUCAAUGAAAUCAAACUAUUGUACCAAGUAAUGAAAUGACAUCGUGAAUACCCAGCUCUGAAAAAGCUGAGAAGACCAACGACUUCCUGGUUCUGCCUUAGUUACACUUUUUUUUUUUUUUCACUUUCUGCCCUCACCCCCCUCCCCCUCAAUCUCAUGCUGGGAAUGGGGAUAGUUGCCUCACAGAUUAAGGCAAAACAUCUGUUUUAAGCAGAGCUGCGUUUUUUUGACUCUCACAUUGUCCUGGACAGUGGAAAUGAUAAGACAGAAUUCAGAUAAAGGUUCUGCCAAAUCACAGCCUUUUAGACAUUGGGGAAGCAAGAAUUAGAAUAUAGGGAUGAUGUCAGUGAAAGGCUUUCAUCCUGAGGGUUCAAGGCUCUGUGUGGCCAAGUUAGAUGAUAUCCUCUGGACAGAAGACCAGGGGUAGGUUCAGGGUUCCAGGUAACCAAGAAGCCUGCAGGUAGUUGAAAGGUAGGGAGCUAGUUGUCUAUCUUAACUUAACAGUGCCCUACAGAAAGGACUUAGUAUCUGACACAGUCAGCUUUGCCAGGAGAGUGACCAGAGAGGUGAAAGUCCGGGUAGAGACGUGUUCUCCUCCAGGUCAGCUACAAGCAACAGGGACCACCUGGAUGGGCCCUGCACUGGAGGCAGGAGUCCUUUAGAGGGCUGAGUCCUGGGCCUUUGAGGUACAGUGAUCUCCAGAAAGAAUCAGAAGUCAUUCAGAUUCAGGCUCAGGUACUUAGGUGGGUGACCCAGCCAAGUAGUAGUAUUUUAAGCCAAAAAUGGGGCAUAAAGUCAAGAGACAGAGUUUUUGGUUGAUACAUUAAUAAUAACCAGAGACAGUCCCAGAUCAGAAGUUUAAAAAAAAUGUUCUAAGCAAUGGUAACAUCUUUGGAAUCAGUGUGUAGUGAUUUAAGUUUAUAUAUGUUUGUCAAUUUAUUUAUAGUCUUGCUACUUUAUAGCCACAAGUGUCAUUAAAAAAAAAAAAAAAGCAAAAAACCUCUAGUCUCGGGUUCCCUGAUUUAAGCACAAAUAAACAGGAAAACUGUCCCCCCAGAAAUGUAGGAUUAUGUGAUUUUCAGAACUUUUCCAUUUUUCAGAGUUGAGUAUCUUUUCUUUUAAAAGAAACAAAGGAAGAAAACAGCUAUGUUAUUCCUGGAGGAAAAAAAGAGUUUCCUUCCAAAAGAGAGAAAGCCCUGCAGUCCCUAACCACCUCAACACUAAUUUGGCUCUCUUAAGGAGAGAGGAAUUACUCAUUGUGUCUUUAUUGGGGAGAGGUGGGCAAUGCCAAUGAGAAAUUUAUUCAUCUUUCCUAUUUUAUAUAAUUUGUGAAAAGUCCUGCUCUUGUUUAACAAAUGCUGUGCCUUUAGGGGCCUCCAAAGGGGGUCAAGUGUAAUGAUAAAUAAGGUUUGAUGAUAAAUGGCAGUGACAUGCCUUCUUAGUGUUAGCGAGACAGUAAGGCAUGCUGGGGACUACAGCAAGCUGAAACCCUCCUGUCCCACUUAUAGAGGGCAGCACUCCAGCCAGUUGUGACCAUGGAGUGUUUCCUUAUUUUUCCAUUUUUCAAGAGAAGCUGAGAAUCUGGAUUUUUAUAUGAAAAUUCUGAUUUUUUUUUUUUUUUUUUUAGUAUUGGCAACUAAA